CUUCAAGGUGUCAGCAUCUCGGUUUGUUCGCAUCGAAUACUCUGGUUGAUUUCGCGCCUGGAAUCAAUCGCCUACAUAUGAUUAUAACUGGGCCCCAAGUCAUAGCAACGUCAAGUCCUUGUUUCCGAUCUAACUGCAUUUCUCCUACGCCUUUACAACCAUGGAGUGUUUUUGUACGCCGCAGGAGUUCUCCGAAACCGCUUGGGACUACAUUAUCGUGGGUGGUGGGACAGCAGGCCUCGUCGUCGCAUCUCGAUUAUCCGAAGACAGCAAUGUGAAGGUUGGUGUUAUCGAAGCUGGAGGACCAGUGUUCGACGAUCCUCGUGUCACUGUCCCAGGCCGCAUGGGCCAGACGAUUGGCACUGAACAUGAUUGGGCCUUCGAAACCAUCCCGCAGCCUGGUCUCAACGGCAGGACUCUUCCUUGGCCGCGAGGGAAAAUGGUUGGCGGUACGAGUGCCAUGAAUUUCAUGGUCUGGAACCGAGCUGCUCGAGAAGACUAUGACGGGUGGGAAAGUCUUGGUAACCCAGGUUGGGGUUGGGCCGGCCUCAAAUAUUAUUUCAUGAAAAGCGAGAGUCUGAAAAGACCCUCGGGGGCCAAUGCAGAAAAGUUCAAGUUCCUGGUCACUGAUGGUGAUCAUGGUAUUGCAGGGCCUGUACAAACGUCGGUCGGGGCCCAUCUCUCCGAGACGCACAACUACUGGCACGAUACCCUACAGAAACUCAACAUCGCCACGAAUGAGGCACACUUUGGCGGGUCGAAUGUGGGAGCUUGGACAUCGGUCGUUGCUGCUGACCCAAAGACAGCGACAAGGAGUUAUUCUGCGUCCGCGUACCUUCUCCCAAGCAGCCACCGCUCAAAUCUGAAAGUCUUGUCAGGCGCCCAAGUCGAGAAGAUCCUCUGGCAGCAAGGUACUACGUCGGCAGACAAGGUGGCAUGUGGUAUUGCGUUCAAUGCAGGCGGCGUCACACUGACGGCAAGCUGCACACAGGAGGUCAUCCUGUCUGGUGGGUCGGUAGGCUCGCCCCAUCUUCUAGAGCUCUCUGGGAUUGGCAGUCCCGAAAUCCUCAAGAAGGCGGGCAUUCAGGUCCAAGUAGCCAACCCCAAUGUCGGGGAGAACCUGCAGGAGCAUCCUAUGACGAUGGCGGUCUACGAAUUGUCCCCACACAUAAGUACUCCCGACGACUACGCCGAUCCAGAGUUCGAACGCAAGGCAUUCCAGCAAUACCAGGAAUCAAGGACAGGCUUGUACACAUCAGUACCAUCGUCUUUCGCCUACGUUCCUGUAUCCACAUUUGUCCCAGAAGCCUCGAAGCUAGCUGAGAAGGCACGCGAAUACGCGACCAGCCACCGCAAGUCGUCGAGGGAUUACCUGAUGAACCAGCUUCUGCAACACCAAUUCUUACCCAAGGCCAAUGUUGGUUCGGUCGAAUACAUCAUGGACCACGGCAACUUCAGUCCGGUGUUCAAGGGCGAGAAGGGCAAGAAAUACGCCACACUGAUGCAAGUCCUGCAAUACCCGUACAGCAGAGGCAGUAUACACAUAAACACCGCGGCGCCGAGCAGCAAACCAUUGAUUGAUCCAAAGUACUACGAAGGCGAAGGUGAGAUCGACUACGAAGUCAUGGUCGAAGCGCAAAAGUUUGGCGACAAAAUUUGUCGGACGUCUCCGAUGAACAGCAUUGUUGUCAAGCGUGUGUAUCCUCCGGAAGAGCCUGAAGUCGAUUGGAAUAGCUGGAUGGUGGAAAACACGAUCACAGAUUGGCAUCCUGUCGGCACGUGCUCGAUGUUGCCUCGCAAGAGUGGCGGUGUCGUGGACUCCAAUCUGAAAGUAUAUGGGACAACGAAUGUUCGCGUCGUUGAUGCGAGUAUUUUCCCGAUGCAAGUCUCUGCGCACAUCCAGGCUACAAUUUAUGCUGUGGCCGAGAAGGGCGCUGAUUGUAUCAAGCAAAGCUGGGAUUCGCCGCUGCGGGCGAGGCUGUGAGAAGGAUUUGCUUGCGACUUGCAUCAGUGAACCCAUGUAUAGCCUUCGUAGUCAUGAGAUGGUAGCGCGUCCCGAACCUUGUCCACGGACAUAGAAUCCAAUGAACAGCCCGUCGCAUGAUGUGUGACUUAUA
Molecule: messenger RNA, 2117 nt
Organism: Exophiala viscosa
Lineage: Eukaryota; Fungi; Ascomycota; Eurotiomycetes; Chaetothyriales; Herpotrichiellaceae
Product: putative choline dehydrogenase
Exons: 3
Coding region: 161-1984 (607 amino acids)
Molecular function (GO): oxidoreductase activity, acting on CH-OH group of donors; flavin adenine dinucleotide binding
Source: RefSeq, a predicted model, not a curated record